UGUGAUGAAGAAGAUGAUGAAGACGAUGAUGGCGGCGCGGUGUAGAGGAUGAAGGAUGGUCGCGGUGGUGUCGCACCACGCAUGGCCCGAUCAACAAACCGAAGCUCCGGGUCCGAGCGGGAGGCGGCGGAGGCGCGUGAGCUGUCCCUGGAGGAGGUCCUGCGCUCCUACGAGCAGCCACUGAACGAGGAGCAGGCCUGGGCCGUGUGCUUCCAGUGCUGCCGCGGGGAGCGCGCGCACACCGCCCGGUACCGGUACCGCCACCGCGCCAAGGGGCCUGACUCCAUCCUACUGCACCGGGACGGUACCGUCACCCUGCGGCCCGACACGCGCACCUGCACCGCUGAUGGAGAAGCUGCACCUGCUCCACCGGUCCAGGAGACCGAGCUGGUCCAGUCCAUGGGCGUGGCCAUCUACCGUGCUCUGGACUGGGGAUUGGCUGAGAGUGAGGAGCGUGAGCUGAGUCCGCAGCUGGAGAGGCUGAUCGAGCUCAUGGUGGCGGGGGAGAACGACGAGUCCGCCGAGUGCAUCAGCAACACCACCAAGGAUGAAGGCUACAGCGGCCCAGAGGAUGAAGAAGACGAGGAGGACGAGGAGGAAGAGGAGGCGGGACGCAUGCACGCAGUGCGCACGCUUGGGCAGGUGAUGACGCUGUGCGCCAGGAGACUGGCCAACCCGGCCGUGGCUCCCGAACACUACCAGGCCGUGUGUAGAGCGCUGUUCCUCGAGACUCUGGAGCUUCAGACCUUCCUCUGCAGGAUCAGAGAUGCCAAGGAGAUGUUGAAGAGGAUCAGGACAGAGGAGUCUCAAGAGGAGCGCUGUGCUGCUGAACUGGACAACCUCAAACACACAGACUGGGCUCGGUUGUGGGUGCAGUUGAUGCGGGAGCUCAGGCAGGGUGUAAAGCUGAAGAAUGUGGAGCAGCAGCCGUUCGAUCCUCUGCCCACUGAGUACAGCCUCACACCGUUCGAGAUGCUCAUGCAGGACAUCCGGUCUCGCAGAUACACACUGCGUAAAGUGAUGGUGGAUGGAGACAUUCCGACCCGAGUCAAACAGAACGCUCACGAACUCAUCCUAGACUUCAUCAGAUCCAGACCUCCACUCAAACCUGUGUCCGAGCGCAGUCUCGCCCCGCGGCCGCAGGAGCAGCAGUCUCUACACGAGCGUGUGUUAGCCGAAAUCCGCCAGGAACACAAACUGCGUCCGGUGGAGAGGCGGAGCUCCAAGAGACCGUUUGGUUCUCUCCCCUGUCUGGCUUACUCCUGUCACUGUGACCUCAAAUCCACUUCCUGUAUUGACUUGUCAGUCACAGAAGGUGGGCUCCGCCCUCUGCCCCGACCUCGGGUACUCCUGAAAGCCCCCACACUUGCUGAGAUGGAGGAGAUGAACCUGUUUGAGGAUGAGGACUCUCCUGACGGUGGUGAGUGUGUGGAGAGUAAGAUGAAGCGCGAUCGUUCAUUCUCGGAACACGACCUGGCCGAGCUGCUGCAGAGUGAGACAAACGAAACGAGCACCUCUGUGUAUGUGCGUGGAGAGAGACCACGCUCGUACACACACACUGGAACCACACACACACGCCCACACCGAGCUUCACUCCCUGUGAUUGGCUGGUCUCCUGCAUCUCCUGCGUGCCGCUCUCUCAGUGAGGUGGAGGAGAUCAGCGAGGCAUCAGCACCAUCCAAAAGCCUCAGUGCUAACCAGUGGAUGGAGGAGUUCAGCCACCCGGUGGAGAGUUUGGCGUUAACCCUUGAUGAGGUCAUCAGCGUGCGCCGUGUGCUGGUGAAAGCCGAGAUGGAGAAGUUCCUCCAAAGUAAAGAGCUUUAUAACAACCUGAGGAAGGGCAAGGUGUGCUGCUGCUGUAGGGUGAAAUUCCCCCUGUUCUCUUGGCCUUCUUCGUGCCUGCUGUGUAAAAGGUCGGUGUGUGGCUCUUGCAGUGCGAAGAUGAAAAUGCCAUCUAAGAAGCUAGCUCACAUCCCCGUGUACGCUGUGGGCUUCCAUAGCAGCCCGAGGAGCCACAGCCAGCGCAGCGAUGUCUACAAGUCUCUGCGCUCGCUGUCCCGCCGUGCCGUCGAAGACGAGUUUCCGUACCUCUACGUCGCAGGCUGCACUCUGAGAGACGUUUGCGCCGAAUGCACCAAGUUCGUCGCAGAUGUCGUUUCUUCCAGCCGCCGCAGCCUCGACAUCAUCAACAACACCCCUAAAAGAGAGAAGCCACGCCCUCGCCCUACCUCUCAUUACACCCCCAUGCCCCCAAGAGGCGGAGUCAACUAAGACAAUGAUUGACUGAGCAAGUGAUGGGUGUUGCUUCGCUGGGCUGCUCUUCUUUAGACACGCCCCCUGAAUUGUUGGCCCCGCCUUGGAGUCAGUGAUGUCACUGAUUAGGAGCACUGUAUUCCUGCCUUCACAGAGUGACCUUUGACUUUGACAUGAUGGCUGAUUUGCAGUUCUGAAUGCUUGGUGCUGUUUUGCUGAGCAGAUUUAUUAGACACGCCCUGACACGCCCUUAGGCUGCAGUCCCCACCCUCUGACCUAAGAUUACGUAAUACACUCUGCCUACAUGAGGAACAUAGACCAUCAUAUUCCUGCCUUUUGGCUCCUUUGAACCCGAUCUUGCUCCCUGUCCCCGCCCCUAACGUAACUUGCUGUUUGAUAGUAUAGCUCCGCCCACACAAGGACGCGCACCACCAUAUUCUUGCCUCAGCUUUGUGACCCCUGACUCUGAUAG
Molecule: messenger RNA, 2725 nt
Organism: Ictalurus furcatus (blue catfish)
Lineage: Eukaryota; Metazoa; Chordata; Actinopteri; Siluriformes; Ictaluridae
Gene: spire2
Product: spire-type actin nucleation factor 2
Exons: 15
Coding region: 49-2271 (740 amino acids)
Biological process (GO): actin filament polymerization; polar body extrusion after meiotic divisions; establishment of meiotic spindle localization
Cellular component (GO): cell cortex; cytoplasmic vesicle membrane
Molecular function (GO): actin binding
Source: RefSeq, a predicted model, not a curated record